UCAGUAAAGAAAUUUUGUUUGAACUUUAUGCCUUUUACCCAGCUAGCUCACAUAGAAUGAAGAGCAUACUUAUAAGGACUAGCUUCUAUGGCUCUGUGGCCUCCUCCUCCUCCUCCUCCUUCUCCUCCUCCUCAUCAUUAUCUAUGCUGGAUAAUCGGUACUAACCUGCAGAAUUGAUCACGAUUAGCUGAAAGUUACAAAGAUUGUUUGCCUCAAGUUCAUGAUGAGUGAAGUAAGAUGAUAUCAAAUUCAAGAGAAAAAGAUGUUCAAGCCAAGCAAGAGGGCGAAAACAAUGAUCAUGGAGAGUUCUCUAAGCAGGCAGCUUCAAGUACUACUUCGACUAGGCAAUGGGCAGGAUUUAGAAAUCCAAGGAUUGUACGUGUCUCACGUUCUUUUGGAGGAAAAGACAGGCAUAGCAAGGUUUGCACCAUAAGAGGAUUGAGAGACAGAAGGAUUAGGCUUUCAGUGCCCACAGCAAUUCAGCUCUACGAUCUUCAAGAUAGGCUAGGGCUUGGCCAGCCAAGCAAGGUGAUUGAUUGGCUGCUUGAUGCCACUAAACUUGACAUUGAUAAGCUCCCACCAUUGCCAAUAUUUCCUCAGGGAACUGGUCAAUUUCAUCAUCAACACCUUCUUUCUCAUGAUCAUCAAUCAAGUACUGAUCCCUCUCAUCAGAUUAAUUCUUUCAACCCUUUCUUUGAUGCAAAUAUUCCUACAUUUGUAAAGGAUGGGGAAGAUCAUCAAUAUGUAGAUCCUUCAUCAAGAGCAAAAACUAAGGAGGUUUCUGAUAAAGGCAAGUGGAUCAGAACAAAUGAAGAAGAAAGUAGUCAAGAUCAUCAUGGAAUCGGUGGUUAUGGUGGACAAAUUUCAGCUCAAAAUUUUUUCCCUAUAGCCAAUCACCCCUUGCUAAACAAUGCCAUGGCUUACAAUUCCUACCAUCAAGCUGAGGCUUCUGGUAAUUUAUCUCUAUCUCAGUUUGGAAGCCAGGGAAUAUUUCCCUCCCAAUUAAAUCCCCAUACAAUUAGUAAUGCCGUACAACUUCCAUCUGGUCCUCAAUUGUUUUUCUGUCCAUCAUCAACAACACCUGCAGGACUUUUUACUCAAUAUCCUUCAUAUAUGGCGACGCCAAUAGAGAGUGAUCCGAGACAAUUCAACCAUUUUCAUCAAUUGUUGAGCUCAAGUACUUCACAACAUGUUCUACCUCAUCAUCCUCUCAUGCCAUCUCUUCAUUCAAUUAGCUCCGCCUUGAAAUCCUUUCCAACAGAUGAUCAUAACAAUCCCAAGAAUCCUGAUCAAUCACAACAAAACAAUGAAAGCAAAAUGGAUAAGGAUAACAAUGGUUCUUAAGGACCAUGAACAUGGUGGAUAUGCUCAACAUUAAUUGGCAGAUCAGAAGAUUAAGUACGUACAAGUAAGCACUUUAAAAGUUUCAUUUAUUAAUUUCCUGCAUUUGGCUACGAUUUUCAUCAAAUAGUGAUGUGAAUACAUGCAAGUUUGUAAGGAUGAUCAUAAUGCUAUAUAUACAAUACUGCAUACUUGUGUUUGA
Molecule: messenger RNA, 1543 nt
Organism: Alnus glutinosa
Lineage: Eukaryota; Viridiplantae; Streptophyta; Magnoliopsida; Fagales; Betulaceae
Product: transcription factor TCP5
Exons: 2
Coding region: 238-1344 (368 amino acids)
Cellular component (GO): nucleus
Molecular function (GO): sequence-specific DNA binding; DNA-binding transcription factor activity
Source: RefSeq, a predicted model, not a curated record